AUGGCCGCCACUGAUGCUGCAGAACAUCUCUCCAACAAUGUUACAGUUGUGCUACAGGAAGGUGACGGGGUGGACUACUGCGCAGUGGUGUCGUCGCUCACGCAGCUGAUGCUGGACCCACACUUCCGCACCAUCUCCGGCUUCCAGUCGCUCAUACAAAAGGAAUGGGUCGCGUUAGGGCAUCCCUUCUGUGACAGUCUAGUGCAAAGGCCGGUAUGGGAUUGGGGCGAGCAGUUCUCGGAAGAAGAUAAAGCUCUAUUUGAGAACCCGUUGUAUGCAUGCCAGUCCAUAAGAUUACCGUCGCAGAGGAUAUCUCAGUAUGGUGGCCCGUCUUCCCCGACUCGCCUGGUUAGCGCGUGGUCUGUGGGCAGCGUGGAGGUAUGGUCCGCAUGUUACGAGCGAUGGCUGUCACCGCUAGAUGUAGGACAUGCUGGCGACGUGCAGUACCACGUACACAACAUGUACACAUACAAGGAGGUACCGUCCACUAUGAUAUAUAUCUUUUUAGGGUUCCGUAAUUCAAUACACAAGAAACCCUUAUAGCCAUGUCCGUCCGCCCGUCCGCGGUUUAGCUCAUAAACUAUUUGUACUACAAAGUUGUAUUUGACAUGAGUAUACAGGUUGAUUACGCCGACAAAGUGGUAAAGUAAAAUUUUGAAAAAUAUUUUUGAGGGUACAUGUAAAGUAAGGAUGAUGUAUAUUUUUUUCGUUUUCCCAUAGUGUGAGGCAUCGUUAGAUAUGUCUUUCAAAAUAUUGGAGGUGUGGGAAAGCCGUUUUUCGAUUUAGUAAACCGUUUGUGACUUGUUAAACUUUAAAGAGCUAAUUUUCGUUGAAGUCAAGUGUGCCUCCCUCCCUUUUUCCAACCAAAAUGACCAAAAUGGUAAAAAUCCAAACGUUGUUACAAUAGUACUUAUUUAUUAUGAAAUUAAAAGUAAAACUCACACUUAAGUUUAUGAAUAAUAACCGUCCAAUUGUAUUUUACUUGAAGAUUUCGGAUAACUCAGUAGAAAACAAAAAAAAAAAUUUUUAUUACUAUAUAGUUAAUAUAUUAGGCCGCAAAUAAUUUGUAUAGAGUUUGUAUGAACCGUUCUGGACAGCAGCGGGGAGGGCAACGGCGGCAGCUGUGUGAUUAUUACUGUUCUCAAAUGCAGUUUUAACUAAUAUUAAAACGAUAUCAACAUUUAAAUCGGCAUAAUUAAUGAACAACUAAUUAAAUAUAAAUAUUUCUUACUCGGAAACUCAGAUUAUAUUAGACACAUAAAUUGAAAUGUGCAAUCUGACUGAUGGUGUCGAGAAUGGGCUAAUUUCCCUAUGUCCUCGCAUGUCCAAUAUGGGGCCAUACUAAUUAUUUAUCAUCUUUUUUAACAAAAAACCACGAAAGUGUUUACUAGGAACAAGUUAAAAAAUAAUAAAUUUCAAAAUAGUUACAUGUUUUUCAUCAUUAUACAGACUGAUUCGAGAGGAAGCUUUCUGUAUAAUGUAAGACCACGCGUGCAAAGCCGCGGCGGAAACAUAAACAUAAAUAAGUAUUAGAGAACAUCACAUACAUUGUUCAGAUUCCAAGAUGUGUAGCAAAAGCCACAGGCGCUUUUCGGAUUAUGAUUAAUGAGUAUCCGAGACAACGUGUGGUGUGGCACCUUACCACAACACCCAGACCCGAGACAAUAUAGAAAAGUCCAAGUUGCAGAAACGUCCAUUAAGGUUUAUUAAAGCUAUAAUUAAUGUUCUGUUUGAAAAUUUGUAUUGGUUAUGUCGCUUUAAACUAAUGACAAUUUUAAUGGACGCGCGUUUCAUAUGCGUCAUACUUCGCACCCAUUGUCGCAGACGCUUGCAAUGUGGGCACUAUAGUCCGUUACCGAUGAUAGCAUGUGUAUAUAUUAUAUAUUUUUAUUUAAAUUUAUUUAUCAAAACAAAAAAUUUUUUUUAAUAGACAUAAUAACUGAAAUCUAACCCUCCUAUAUUUAAAACAUUAAUACUUGUAAUGAAAAUUUAUAAAUAUAUAUAUUUUUAUAAUAGGGAUUGAAUCAUUCGUCAAUUUUUUAUUAUUGUUGUCGUAAUAUUAAAGUAAAUUUUAAAAAAAAUGUAUUUUUCUGACUCGAGUUCAUCUUGUUCAUGAAUAAAUAUUUUUCCUUAAUCCUAUUUUAUACAUUGACCUCAAAAUCGAACAUCUCUAUUAGAAAUAAACACAAUAUUAUCGAGUUUUUGUAUAUUUUUUUAUUACCAUGUCACUAAAAAUUUCAAAGUUCCAAACGUCACCGUACCCAUGCUAUGUGAAAAAGACUAUAAACACUGCUCUAACCACAGAUAAAAAGGUUGAACGACAAGCUGAACUCGCUCUCGAUACUGAGUUCGCCUCGGUCCGAUGGUCCGGAGGUGCGGGAGUGUCCGCCGGUGGUGUCUCGUUUCUUUCCGUUCGGCGCGGGCGGAGCGCUCCCCUCCACGAUAGAUACGCCGCAUCUUGGCACGCUCGACCCUGAACAACUACUAGACUCGCAGUCACUACUCAAUGCGCCAGACUAACGUGAGUAACGUAAGCAUUUUAUUUCGUUCCACCUCCCUUUCAGCUCAGGAUGUCCACUUCCUAAAAUGCUUACUUCCCGAAAUGUCUAAUUCCAGAAAUAUCCAAUUCUUGGAAUGUGGAAUACUCAGAUGAAUAAUAUAUUUUGAGUUCAAUUGCUACACGACUUCUUUGGGUAUUAUGUAGUUUAAAUAUACCAACAUAAAACAUGUUAUUCAUUUAUAUAUAUUCUGGACAUUUCAGGAAUUGGACAUUCUGAACUAAAAGGCUCCCGUCGUUUCAUUUCUCUGAUGUUAUUUAAUACACUGCUCAGAUCCCAAAUUAAGUAGCUAAAGCAUUUGUAUUAUGAAAAUCUGAAUCUAUGAAGGUACCAACAGCACCCAGACCAGAGUUGAUAUAGAAAAUUACUAGUUUUGAUAAAUUUUGCAUUUUCAAUGCUGUAUCUAUAAUAUCACUAUAUUGAUAUUGAAAAAAAAGAAAUGCUGCCAUAUUUUUAUUAG
Diatraea saccharalis (sugarcane borer) is the source of this 3018-nucleotide messenger RNA. The record is from the annotation of a GenBank genome assembly. NCBI's taxonomy places the organism in Eukaryota, Metazoa, Arthropoda, Insecta, Lepidoptera, Crambidae.